AUGUCGACAACAGACCCGAUACCCCAGUCUUCUGCCGAAGGGUCCGCAGUUGAGACAGAGAGGAGGCAGCAGGCAGAUCCACUGCCGUCGAAGGUUGGAGAAAUAGGAUUCCAGGAGGGUGUGCAUGCCGUACGAGAUCGCUCACAGGACGUUCCGGGUGUAGUCCUCCCCGCCCGCCAUCCUGCUGACAGAGGCACUCCAUCGCCCACGAGCGAUGCUGUACCCAGUGCAGAUUCUCCCAUUCAGCCGUCGACACCCUCCCAAGACGCUGCAUCACCCCCUGAAUCCAUCGUCAAAUCAUCCAGUCUACUUGGCUUCUUGAAGCCAGACAAGACGAUCGGUGGGCUUCACCUCACCACCAUCCUCAUCUUCCUUCUCCAACUAUCUCUGUUCGCCGGGACGAUUGUCGCAUGGGUCUUUGCGACAAGACUUCUCCUGAACGUUGGAAAUGACGGACAGCGUUUGCCUGGGGGCCAAUCAUCAGCCGUCUUCGUCCACGUCGUUUUUGUCAUCGCAAUCAUCGGACAACUCAUAUUUUUAGAACGCCGUUUAUUCCGCCUGCGAGGGGAACGCUAUAGUCAUCUCCAUCCAGGCGAGCUAUUACCGCGACACAGGUCUGGUCCAACCCCCCACACAGGAAUUGCCUUCGCGCCUUGGAAUCGACCUCCACUUCCGACAUACGCCGCGGCACUCGCUCAAAGUGGUGCAGGGACUGGAGAUGUAGAGGACCACCUCAUCGCCGCCCCGCCGCCACCAGCGUAUGGCAACACGCGAGGAAGUACUCUCCUUUUGGCGGGCUUCCUACGAGACAGUCUGCGCGCUCAACGACCUCAAUCAGCAACCAGUCAAAGCGCACCAACACCAACGUCAAGACCACUCAGUUACGUCAGUCGGGACGAGCAAUGGGAAGAAAUCCAAAAUGCGGAUAGGGCUUUGCGGUUAGAGGAAACGCUCAGUCGGCUGGAGGCCCCCCGGCCAGUAACCACAAGAUCAUAG
This is a messenger RNA of Cyclocybe aegerita, 996 nucleotides long. NCBI's taxonomy places the organism in Eukaryota, Fungi, Basidiomycota, Agaricomycetes, Agaricales, Hemipholiotaceae. The record is from the annotation of a GenBank genome assembly.